This is a messenger RNA of Ziziphus jujuba (common jujube), 2765 nucleotides long. RefSeq lists its product as uncharacterized. The transcript has 14 exons. The coding region runs from base 187 to 2406 and encodes 739 amino acids. NCBI's taxonomy places the organism in Eukaryota, Viridiplantae, Streptophyta, Magnoliopsida, Rosales, Rhamnaceae. The record is from RefSeq and is a predicted model, not a curated record. Gene Ontology annotation, cellular component: membrane.
AUAUGCCGAGGAGUUUAAAGGCAUCGGUAUCGCUGCGAAGCGUCGAAUUUGAUUUUAUAUGCUCGAACCACGCGCAUGACACGCAUCGCAACCGGAGCACGGCUGGCGAACCGGGCGGAGACGGUGCAGCGAUCGGGUCGUCGGAUCCGCUUCAACUGACCCGUCGGAGCGAGAGAAGAGAAAGAGAUGUGGGUGUUUUACCUGAUCUCGUUGCCCUUGACGGUGGGCAUGGUGAUUUUGACGCUGAGGUACUUCGCGGGUCCAGAAGUCCCUCGCUAUGUGAUGCUCACAGUCGGAUACACUUGGUUCUGUUCUCUCUCCAUUAUCAUCCUCGUUCCAGCUGAUAUUUGGACGACAAUAAAUGAUAUCUAUAGUGGAGGAAUCUCUUUCUUUUGGAGCUGGUCAUAUUGGAGUACUUUUUUACUGACUUGGGCUGUGGUGCCCCUUAUUCAGGGUUUUGAAGAUGCUGGAGACUUCACUGUGACAGAAAGAUUGAAGACUAGUGUGCAUGUAAAUUUAGUCUUUUAUCUAAUACUAGGAGCAAUUGGCCUUUUCGGACUUAUUCUCCUUAUCAUGAUGCACAAAAACUGGGGUGGAAGUGUUCUAGGAUUUGCCAUGGGAUGCUCAAAUACAUUUGGGCUUGUCACAGGCGCAUUUCUUCUUGGCUUUGGUUUGAGUGAAAUUCCUAAGAGCAUUUGGAAAAAUGCAGAUUGGACCAUCCGCCAAAAAGUUCUUUCUCAUAAAAUUGCUAAAAUGGCUGUAAAACUUGAUGAUGCUCAUCAAGAACUUUCAAAUGCUAUAGUGGUCGCUCAAGCAACAUCAAAUCAGAUGUCCAAGCGUGACCCUUUGAGACGUUACAUGGAUGUCAUUGACAAUAUGUUAACUCAAAUGUUCAGGGAAGACCCAUCGUUCAAACCUCAAGGUGGACGAUUAGGGGAAAAUGAUAUGGAUUAUGAUACUGAUGAGAAGUCGAUGGCAACGCUCAGGCGUCAUCUUCGGGGAGCACGGGAAGAAUAUUACAGAUAUAAAAGUGAGUAUUUGACCUAUGUUAAGGAGGCCCUUGAACUGGAAGAUACGAUAAAAAACUAUGAACGGCGUAGUUCAACUGGAUGGAAAUAUAUUUCAAGCUUCAGACCUACUAGAACUGGCAAGCUAGGGUCUCUUAUUGAUACUUUGGAAUUUCUUUGGCGGUGCAUAUUAAGAAAACAAGUUCAGAAAGUUUUGGCUAUCAUCCUUGCUAUUUUGUCUGUUGCUAUUCUUUUAGCUGAGGCAACCCUUCUUCCAAAAUUCGAUUUAUCUCUUUUCUCAAUCCUCAUAAAUUUGGUUAACCGGCAGGAGGUUCUCGUACAGAUUUUUGCUUUUGUACCUCUGAUGUAUAUGUGCAUCUGCACAUACUAUUCCUUGUUCAAAGUUGGGAUGUUGAUGUUUUACUCACUCACGCCAAGGCAAACUAGCUCAGUAAACUUGCUUAUGAUAUGCUCGAUGGUUGCUCGGUAUGCUCCUCCAAUUUCAUACAACUUUCUCAAUCUCGUUCCUCUUGGACCUCGUGAUCAAAGAAAAAUAACUAUAUUUGAAAAGCGAAUGGGAAAUAUUGACCAAGCUGUCCCCUUCUUUGGGAGUGAGUUUAACAGAAUAUAUCCGCUUAUUAUGGUUGUGUACACCUUGUUAGUUGCCAGCAAUUUCUUUGACCGUGUAAUUGAUUUUUUUGGGAGCUGGAAGAGAUUUAGACUUCAAACUGAGGCAGGUGAUAUGGAUGGUUUUGAUCCAUCGGGAUUAAUUAUCUUACAGAAAGAAAGAUCUUGGCUUGAACAAGGCCUUAAAGUUGGUGAGCAUGUUGUUCCAUUGGCAAGGAAUUUCAAUGGCACAGAUAUAGAGUCUGGCAGCAAUAAUGCAGAUAGGAUUGCUGUUGAAAUGAAGGCAACAACCAGUUUAAUCAAUGAUGGCAUGAAAGGAACUCCUUCAAAAUCUUCAAAUGAAGAAGCUCGUAAAUAUGGAUCCCACAGAGAAGCCAUCGGCAAUAAAUAUGCUGCCUUGAGAGAACAAAGCAAACAAGGAUCAUCCAAUAUGAAGCCAGUGGAGAAGAAUAUUGCUUCCGCCAAGGUUUCCUUGCUUGAUAAUAGCAAACCUAACCCAAGUGACACUACAGAAGGCCCAUCUUCUGGCCUGGCUUCGAAGUGGGCAUCUAUGAAGUCUGGCUUUCAGAGUUUCAAGGCGAACUUAGGGGCCAAAAAGUUUCUUCCCUUGCGCCAAAGCCAGGAAAGUAAUCUCGUUUCUCGUGUAUCCUCUUCCGAGUCCCUCGAUGAAAUAUUUCAGAGAUUAAAAAGACCAUCUGUGGACCAUGUUAGUUAUGCUGAUAAAGAUGAUGAUGAAGACGAUAUGGAAAUAAAGAAUUCUGGCGAUAGAUAAUAUUUAUGAUUUGUUAAGGGAAAGGAACAUGUCACUGUUGUUGAAGUGGGGGACUAUAAAAGCCCAUAAAAUAUGUACAAAUCCUGUGUAGGGGCUGGUACCCUGUGCUCCAAGAGAUCCAGAUUCCGGAUACGUUUUAAGCCUUUGAAGGAUGUUGUGCAAUUCCGAAAUCAUAUACGUUUUAGCAGUAGCUGAUUGGAAGACGCAGAGACAAUAUGAUAGUUUAAUACAAAUAUGUUCAAUUUGUAAUAUAGGAAGGAAAACAGUUGUGAAUCAGCAGGGGAAUUUUGUAAUUUGAAUUAUACCAUGUUGGUUUUCUGCUUUCUCUGCCGGUCAUAUAAAGAGCUGUUACUUUCUUA